AAACUCAACCAAUUAAACUAAAAUUUUUUGAAUAACUCUCUUUAAGAUUUUUUAUUUUUUAUUUUUUUAUAACUCUGUUUAAGAUGUAUUUUAAUGGACUGUUAGGAUGGAAAAUAAAACUCUUAAAUCAGAUUUGAAUGUUAGGCUGUUGGCAAACACUAGCCUUACAUAAUCAGCAUAGGCAAAUAAUACAGUCAUCUCAUUCUUUCAGGCUCUGUGAUUGACUAAUAAUAUUGCUUUACAAAAAACCACAAACCUCUGCAUAUUUAUCUUUUUACAGGACUGGGUUUAAAACAAAACCCUUUCAAAUGGUAUGAUAAUCCACUCUCGGAUCGCGAAGUUGAGACUCACUGAAAUUAUUGCUUUACAGAAUGCGCUUGCCAACAUGUAUGUAAAGUGUGGGAGUGUUGUGGAUGCACGCAAUGUGUUUGACGAAAUGCUUGAACGAAAUGUGUUUUCAUGGACUGUCAUGAUUGCAGCUUACGUGAGGCAUAGAUUUGCUGAAGAAGCACUGGCUCUGUUUCAGCAAAUGGCAGCGACAUGCAUCCAACCCAACCAGUUUACCUUUGCCAGCGUUGUUUCAGCUUGUGCGGGUUUGGCAUCUGUAAAACAGGGAGCAGAGAUUCAUGAAAAGGUAAUUAUUAGUGGAUUUUCAGAUGAUGUGGUUGUUGGGAAUGCCCUUAUACAUAUGUAUGCGAAAUUGGGAAGUUGUCACAAGGCUCGAAAAAUAUUUGAUGGAAUGUCUGAACUGGAUCUAGUUUCCUGGAAUUCCAUUAUUGCGGCAUACACCGGGGUUGGACUAAUGGAUAAGGCACUGAAACUGUUUGAAGAAAUGCCUCAUCGGGAUAUUGUGUCAUGGAAUACCAUGAUUGCAGGUUAUGGACAAAUCGGGCUUGUAGAGGAGGCUCUGGAAUUGUUUCACAGGAUGCCUUGGCGAGAUGUUGUCUCCUGGACAGCCUUGAUUGCAGGGUAUGCCAGGAAUGGGCUUGUGGUUGAUGCCUUGAAACUCUUCAGGAAGAUGCCCCAGAGAAAUGUCGUCACGUGGAAUGCAAUUAUUGCAGGAUUCGCAGAGAGUGGACAUGAUGAGGAAUCCCUGAAACUUUUCCUGCAAAUGCAAUUAGCAGGUAUGAGGGUAGACACUACAAGUUUUGUUUGUACUCUCCCAGCAUGUGCCAAUUUGGCAGCUACGAGACAGGGUUUGGAGAUUCAUGGAAAAAUAGUCAGGACUGGAUCUCAGUUUGAUCUCACAGUAGUGAAUGCCCUGAUAGACAUGUAUGCAAAAUGUGGAAGCAUAGGGAGGGCACACAAACUAUUUGACAAAAUGCAUCAGCUAGAUGAUGUGUCCUGGACAUCAAUGAUUUCAGGAUAUGCACAAAAUGGGCUUGUUGACGAAGCCUUGAAACUCUUCAAAGAAAUGCCUCAACCAAGUUUGGUUUCAUGGAAUGCAUUGAUUGCAGGAGUUGCACAGAAUGGACAUCCUAAGAAGUCACUAGAGCUUUUUCAGGAAAUGCAGUUGUCAGGUGUGAGGCCAGAUGCCAAAGCCUUGACCAGUAUUCUUCAAGUGUGUGCCUGCCUGGCAACUGUAGAACAUGGAAUGGAAAUCCAUGGAAAAGUAAUUAGAAGAUAUAUACAGAAUGAUCUUACUGAUGAAGCCCUUAAACUGUUCAAGGAACUGCCUCAAAGAAACACAGUGUCAUGGAAUACAAUAAUUGGAGGGCUUACAAAGAAUGGUUGCCAUGAUGAGGCCCUGAAGCUAUUUCAACAAAUGCAAUUGGUAGGUGAGUGGCCGGAUUCAAAGACUUUGGCCAGCAUUCUCUCAACAUGUGCAAGCCUAGCAGCUUUAGAAAAGGGUAUGGAGAUCCAUGCAAAAGUAGUCAGAUGUGGAUUUCACUUUGAUAUUCUUGUUUUGAAUUCUCUCAUUCAUUUGUAUGCAAAGGGUGGGAGCAUACACAAGGCUCAAGAAACAUUUCAUAAAAUGUAUGACCGAGAUGUUGUUUCAUGGAAUACAAUGAUUGCAGGGUAUGCCAUGCAUGGCUGUGGCAAAGAAGCUAUCCAACUGUUUGAACAAAUGAAGUCUUCUGGCAUACAACCAGACCAUGUUACUUUAGUUAGUGUUCUGUCUGCAUGCAGUCAUGCAGGUCUAGUGGAUGAGGCAUAUCAAUGCUUCAACUACAUUGAUGAUCAUAACAUUAAACCUGCUACAGAACACUAUAUAUGCAUGGUUGACCUCCUGGGUCGUAUUGGGCAUUUGAAUGAAGCACAAGAUUUCAUCAAUAACAUGCCAAUAAAACCUGAUUCUGUUGUUUGGAGUUGUUUUCUUAGUGCUUGUAGAUUACAUAAUAAUAUUGAGCUAGGAGAAUGCAUAGCAGAACACCUUUUUGAGUUGGACCUUAACGAUGCUGCACCUUAUGUGCUUCUCUCAAACAUCUAUGCUGCAGCAGGCAGGUGGGAUGACAUUGAAAAAGUACGCAAAAUGAUGAAAGAUAGAGGAAUUAAAAAGAAACCUGGAUCUAGUUGGAUUGACGUCAAUAAAAAGGUACAUGUUUUUAUACAAGACAAAUCACACUCACAAACACUACUACAAAGUUAAAAAUAUUGUCCUAUAAGAUUAGCAUGGUACAGACCUACUAUGUACCUUGUUUCAUACAAUGUUCUGCUGAACUUUUUACAGAACAAAACUGAAAAAGUUUUCAGACAGAAUGACAAAAAUCUAACAGUUAUUUCUGGGCCAUUGAAAAAACAUCUCCUAAAACAACUAUUGACGUUGGCAAGAAACUUUGACUA
Cryptomeria japonica (Japanese cedar) is the source of this 2784-nucleotide messenger RNA. RefSeq names its product pentatricopeptide repeat-containing protein At4g02750. Bases 314 to 2590 code for a protein of 758 amino acids. Gene Ontology annotation, molecular function: RNA binding; protein binding. Gene Ontology annotation, biological process: RNA modification. The record is from RefSeq and is a predicted model, not a curated record. The transcript has 2 exons. NCBI's taxonomy places the organism in Eukaryota, Viridiplantae, Streptophyta, Pinopsida, Cupressales, Cupressaceae.